This is a messenger RNA of Aspergillus aculeatus ATCC 16872, 1221 nucleotides long. RefSeq names its product glycoside hydrolase family 131 protein. The record is from RefSeq and is a predicted model, not a curated record. NCBI's taxonomy places the organism in Eukaryota, Fungi, Ascomycota, Eurotiomycetes, Eurotiales, Aspergillaceae. The transcript has 3 exons. The coding region runs from base 1 to 1221 and encodes 406 amino acids.
AUGAAGUCUUUCGUUUGCCUUCUCGCUUUUCCCGCUUCCUCGCUGGCUGGAACCGUGUUGUGGAGCGGCAUUUUCAACUCUUCUGCCACCGUCGAGGACUUUGAUGAUUGGUCGUGGUCCAACCAGAUUGAACCGUGGCAAUGGUACAUCCAUGGCACCGGCAACACGUCGGAUUACCUGGGUCUGUCCACGGACUUCAAGAACCCCGCCGACACUAGCGACGCCCAGGGCCUGCGCAUCAGCAUUGACGGCACCUCUUACUGGGAAGGUCAAACGAUGGAGCGCUCCGAGCUGAUCCCCCAAACCAAGGCCGACCUCGGCUCCGGCCACCUCUACUACCACUUCUCCCUGUCGACCAAGACGACUAACGCGCCCAAUGCCUCCUUCGAGCACCAAAUCGCCUUCUUCGAGAGCCACUUCACCGAGCUGCAGUACGGUCUGGCCUCGGGGGCAUCCGGGUCCUCCGACAACACGCUGCGCUGGAACGCCGGCGGCAACACCCACUGGUCCGUGCAGCUAGAGGCCGGCAACUGGUACAACUUUGCGUACGAUAUCGACUUCGACGCGCAGACGGUGGGUCUGUGGGCGUCCAACGGCUCCGACCCGUUGACUGAGGUUGUGUCGCCCGUCAGCGCGUCCGCCUCGUCCAACUCGGCCGACUGGCACGUCGGCGAGCUGCGCCUGCCUGGCAGCGGAGCCUCGAACGAUGCGGCGGAGGAUUGGUUCUGGUCUGGCAUUUAUAUCGAGGAGUCGCCGAUCACGAAGGAGAUUGGGUCGGGCAGCGCUUCGAGCUCGAGCUCGAGCUCCAGCUCUGCAGACACGUCUAGCUCUGUCAGCUCUGCCAGCUCUUCGACCUCCUCCGCUCCCCAGUCCACCGUGGAGGCUACCUCAAGCACCACCGUUGCCGCUGCUACUACCAGCACUGCCGCCUCGGCUACUACCUCUGCCACCCAGACAGUUGCAACUGUUGAGCCCGCCGUUGUCUCCUCCGCAGCGACCAGCUCCGUCACCACUGCUGCUGUGGCCGUGACUUCGGCUGUUGCUUCCUCAGUAACUACUGAGGUGGCAGUGGAGGUUGCGACAACAGCCACGGCUGCCUCGGUAGCGCUGGCUUCGCCCACCACCCCUACCGAGAUUUUGGACGAUAUUCGCGCUAUCUUCGGUGCACUUGUCUCGCGGUCCAGCGGUGUGCAUGCCCGGGACUUUGCUCGCCGUGCUUAG